Messenger RNA from Cuscuta campestris, 785 nucleotides. The record is from the annotation of a GenBank genome assembly. NCBI's taxonomy places the organism in Eukaryota, Viridiplantae, Streptophyta, Magnoliopsida, Solanales, Convolvulaceae.
AAUGACAAUUUUUUCUUUAUAAAGAUAGAACAAAUUAUUACCGCCCUAGAACUUCAAAUCAAAUCUUGCAGAUUCAAAAAAACACGCACAUUUCCAAUCUAGCUAAUGACAAAAAUGGGCAGCAGCACAAGAAACAAGUCCAAAAUUGCAGGCCUUUUUCUGAUAUCCACUCUUCUUCUCAUCAUCACCCCUCUCUUGUCUUAUUCAACACUCUGCCUCUACUUUGUUGUCAACCUCGUCAUCGUUUACCUCGGUGCUGAAGCUGGCCUUCUCUCCUUCCCGGAGCAAAGCCUUCCGCCGCCCCUUGAAAACCCGCCUAUUGCCACCGCCGCCGCCAGAGAUCCCGAUCAAGAAAAGAGAAUCAUUCAUGAAGAGGCCAACAAGAAAGUGGAGGAGAAAUGCCGCCCUUUAACGCCAAGCUUGUUUUUCAUUGGUACUUGUGAUGAUGGUGAUGAUGAUGAUGACGAGGUCGUUGAAAAAGAAGAAGAAGAUGAUGAUGAUGAAGAAGAAGUUAUUAAUGGAGAAGAGUUAUUUCGUAGAGCUGAGACAUUCAUUGGGGAGUUCUAUAAACAGCUGAGGAUGCAGAGAGAAGAUCGAGUCUCUUGGGAAUAAUACACUCACUUCCUCACAAAAUAAGGUUUACAUUUGAAUUUUAACAAUCUUUAAUACGAUACUUUAAUUUAAUAUCUAUAUUUAAAUAUGUGUUUUUCAAUUACACGCCAGCCCUCCAGAUGAGGUCCGUUUGACAGUAAACAUUAAAAGCUAAAUAGAAUACUAGUUCCAUA